Messenger RNA from Paramecium sonneborni, 952 nucleotides. The record is from the annotation of a GenBank genome assembly. NCBI's taxonomy places the organism in Eukaryota, Ciliophora, Oligohymenophorea, Peniculida, Parameciidae.
AUGCUUAGAAGAGUAAUUAAUCGAUUUUCUUAUUAAUUUGGAGGAAUUCCAAAAUUUAUAAUGGAAAUUAAUGAUUUAUAGGAGAUAGAGAAAUUAAGUGAAGAAAGAAUGAUCUUUUUAAAUUGUUAUACAACAUGGUCAUCAGAAUGUAAAUAAUUCAAUAAAAAAUUAAUGGGUUAUUUAAAGAAUUAUGAGAAUGUAGGUACAGUUCUUAAUAUUGAUAUUGAUAAGAAUGAUUAAAUAAAAUAAUAAUUGUAGAUUUAAUCAAUUCCUUUUGUAGCUUUAGUUUAUAAGAAUUCAUUUAUAGAUAUAUAUUAGAAAAAUGAUAAUUUAGAUAAUUUUAUAUUAUCAAUAGAUCGUUUAUCGAGAGAAAUCAAAGGAGAAGAUAUAGGGGAUAAAAUUUUAGUGGAAUUAAGUCAGCAUUCAUUUUAAGAAAAUGCAAAAGAAUUAAUAUAAUUAAGUAGAAAAAGUUUGGAAAAUGAAAGAUUGAAAUAAUAUUAUGAUAAAUUUAAAUUAUAUUAGGCUAAGGGAUAUAUUAUAUUAGAAUAGUUUAAUAUGGCUGAGUAAUUAUUAAAUGAGAUUGAUAUAAAAUAGAAAGAUGAAGAUUUGAAUAAAUUAUACAAAGAGAUAAUGGAAUUUUAUAAAUUAAUAAAGGAAUGGAGUGAAUUACCAUAAAUAAUGAAAUAAGAAUUGAAAGAAUUAGAUAAGAAACCUGAUGAUUUGAAUUUGAGAUUCAAGAUUAGUGAAAGUGCAUUGAAUAAUAUGAAAUUUGAGUUUGCUAUAAAUAUAUUGUUGGAUGUAUAAUUGAUUUAGAAUGUAGUUGAUUAGAAUUGAUAGGAAUUGGGAAGAAAGAAAAGCAUAAAAGAGAUUGUAAUAAAUUUUCAAUUAAUUGGGUUCUUAAAAUGAGUUGGUAAUAAAAGGUCGUCAUGAAUUGACAUAGUUAUUAUAUUGA